CCUCCUCUGCCUGCUGCUGCCUUCCCUUCACCUCCUCUCCUUCACUGCUUCUGAACACUGAGGAUGGAGAAAGCGGCAAAGGUGUUGGCGCCUCCGCAGAUGGACAAAGUGUCGCCUUCCCUGAGCUCGGAGGCUAACGAGGGUGAGGCGGCAACCGGCGCCGGCUCCACCUCCCCUUCUAACGCCUUCGACACCCUGGAGGCGUUCGGCCGACGGCUGGACGAAAUAAUCCGCACCCACGGCUCUGCGGCCGGCCUAAUGGACAAACAAGGCGCCACGGAGGCAGAGAUGGAGAAGAUGAAGGAGGAGCCAAAAGCUGAUGUGAAAGUCUCGGCGGGUAAAGACAUCUCUGUCAUCAUGCAAAGUCUGAACAAACUCUCCUCCCCAGAGGAGAAGCUGGAAGGCCUGGUCAAGAAGUACACGGAACUGGCGUCCUCGCAGCGCUCGGAGGAGCAGAAGAUGAGCGUCCUGCAGCAGAGGAUGGCCGUCCUGCUGGAGGAGCGGCAGCAGCUGCACGCCGAGCGGCGCAGCAGCAUCGCGGCGCGCUGCAAACUGGAGACGCUGUGCAAGGAGCUGCAGUCGCACUACAGCAUGCUGAGGGAGGAAACCCUGCAGCGCUGCAAGGAGGAGGAGGAGAAGAGGUCGGAGAUCACCUCGCACUUUCAGAGCAUGCUGAAGGAGAUCCAGGCUCAAAUCGAGCAGCACAGCGCCCGCAACGACAAGCUGUGCCGCGAAAACGCCAACCUGACCGACAAGCUGGAGAGCCUCAUGUCCCAGUGUGAGAGCAGAGAGGAGAGUUUGGAAAAGAUCAACAAGCACCGCGACCUGCAGCACAAACUGACGGAAGCCAAGCUGCAGCAGGCCAACGCUCUGCUGGCCGAGGCCGAGGAGAAGCACAAGCGAGAGAAGGAAUAUUUACUGGUUCAGGCUGCUGAGUGGAAACUGCAGGCUCAAACACUCAGAGAGCAGGGGACUGUCAUGCAGGCACAGUUGACCCUCUACGCUCAGAAGUUCGACGAGUUCCAGGACACGCUCGCCAAAAGCAACGAAAUCUACAUCCGCUUCAAGAAGGACAUGGACAACAUGUCAGAGAAGAUGAAGAAAGUGGAGAAGGAGUCCAACGUGUGGAAGACGAGAUUUGAGAACUGCAACAAAGCUCUGACUGAUAUGAUUGAAGAGAGAACCGAGAAAGGCAAAGAGUACGAACUGUUUGUGCUGAAGAUUCAGAAGUUGGAGAAGCUGUGUCGGGCCUUACAGGAGGAGAGGAAAGGCCUCUACGGCAAGAUCAAGGAAGUCCGCUUGUCCAACUCCGCCAUACCCUCCAAGAUCCUCUCUGCUUCCAACCUCGAUGAGAACCUCGACUUCAGCUCCAACGACAAAUCUGCCCUCUUGACUCCCAAAGAGAUCCAGGCGAUGCAGGACGAGGACGAAGUGCUGACGGAGGACAUGAGCCGUCUGAGGACGGAGCAGACCAAGCUGCAGGAGUUCGCCGACUCCCUCCUGGCUUCACCUUUCGACAACGAGGACGAAGAGGAAGAGAUUGACCUCGUAGAAGACGUGGUUGCCUCUGCGUUUGUGCAGUUCACGAGCAAGCCUCAAGUCAAGAAGGAUCUGGAUCCAGUCCCUGAGCACCCAGCAGAACCUGACAGCCUGCAGGCAGUCCAGGAGGCUCAGAAGGAAACCGAGUCUUCACCGGAACUUCCAACUGACAUGAGCCACCAAGUCCAAAAACCAGAAGAAAACCAGACAGUCGCCGAAGUCAGAGAGGUGCAGGAAGUCCAGCCUGUCGAGGAGCGCCAGUCGACUGCUUCAGCACCAACACCGGAACCCGAGAGGCGUACCGAGCAGAACCAGUCCACCGAACCGUUACCUCCACCAGCAGCUGAGCAGGUUAACCCACCCACAAACCCCCAGGCAGCCAAGGAGAUCGUGGAGGAGACCGGGGAGGUGAAACCGGUGGAGGACGAGAAACCUCAGCAGCAGCCGGCCAAAGAAACGCCAGAAGCUCCAGUUUUGGCUCCACCCACUCGGCAGCAGCCGGCCAAAGAAACGCCAGAAGCUCCGGUUUCGGUUCCACUCACUCCAAACACACCCAAAGCAGCAGCCGCCUCCUCCUCCAAUCACGACGCCUCUAAGAAACAGGCUCCCAAGAAGAAGAAGAAGAGGGGCGGAAAGAGCGCCAGCUAAACUUCUGGAUGUGGGUGUGUUAUUCUGAGGUGUGUGUGUGUGUGUGUGUAUGAAAUCAUGCCGUUAAGUUCAAGCUCUUUAGUUUUUCCCAGCUGAAGCUUUUCUCAUCGUUUUCACAAAAACUCAGGUGAGGAUGUACAAAAUAAGCCGCCAAUACGCCAUUUCACUGAUGAAUUCUCUGAAUGAAGUUUGAAUUCAGAAUGAAUAAAUCUCACUGAGCAGAAUGAUCACAAGAAUUUUCACAAACCGAAAAAUGUUGAAUUUUGUCACGCAAAAACUCUAAUAAAGUGUUUUUUGACAAAACUUUUUGUGGUCGUAACC
Salarias fasciatus (jewelled blenny) is the source of this 2508-nucleotide messenger RNA. RefSeq names its product taxilin beta a (gene txlnba). Bases 64 to 2187 code for a protein of 707 amino acids. Gene Ontology annotation, molecular function: syntaxin binding. NCBI's taxonomy places the organism in Eukaryota, Metazoa, Chordata, Actinopteri, Blenniiformes, Blenniidae. The transcript is spliced from 11 exons. The record is from RefSeq and is a predicted model, not a curated record.